GAUGCUUGAAAACUCGGGGCCGGAGCCAGCGUGCGCGGCGGCUGCAGACGGAGCGGCAGCGCGGUGCCAGCGGCUCACGGGAGAGGCUGCAGCCAGGUCCGGGACGCCGCGGACACGCUCCAGAGACGCUCUCCAUGCGCGCGGACCCGCCGCUGUCACACGCUGACCUCUUGGCCACUGAGCGGCUGUCGGUGCGCGGCGGAGCGGCUCGUGCGCGCGGCUGGCGGAGCGCUGCGUGCGGAGACAAGUUGGAGAAAGAACAGCUCUGAGGGACACCCCCAGCGGGACUUCACCAUGCCGGACCUCACGUCGCUGUGCGUCCGCCUCGCGCUGCUCCUGAGCCCGGUGUGGACGCAGCCCAUCACGGAGGACAUCGACGUGCUCGCGUUCCUGCCUCGGAACAACUCUUUCCUCUUCUCGCACGCCAGAGUCGCGCCGGCGAUCCGGUACGCGCAGCGGCGGCUGCAGGCGGCCGGCGGCCGGUUCUCCGGCUUCCACUUCAACCUCCACUUCGAGGACUCGGACUGCGUCAACCACGCGCUCUUCGCCCUGGUGGACAGGUCGUGCGGCCAGAAGCCGGACCUGAUCCUGGGUCCGGUGUGCGAGUACGAGGCGGCCGCGGUGGUGCGGCUGGCGUCCCGCUGGAGCAUCCCGGUGAUCUCGGCAGGUGCUCUGGCCACCGGCUUCAGGGACAAGAGGGGCGAGUACUCGCAGCUGACCCGCAUCGCGCCGUCCUACGUGAAGAUGGCAGAGACGUUCACCGCGAUGUUCGAGCACUUCUCCUGGAGGAGCGCGCUGCUCGUCUUCGAGGACGACAAGCAGGAGCGCAACUGCUACUUCACCCUGGAGGGGGUCUACCACCUGAUGACCGACUACCACAUCAAAACCUACUCCUUCUCCGAGGACGACCCCCUCGUCAUGGACGACAUCCUGCAGAGCAUCCACGACACUGAAGUGGUCAUCAUGUGCAUGGCCGCAGAUCCGAUCCGGGAGCUGAUGCUGGCCGCACACCGACGACAGCUGACCGACGGAUCCUACAUGUUCUUCAACGUGGAGCUCUUCAACGCCUCCACAUACGGAAACGGCUCGUGGAGGAGAGGAGAUAAGUAUGACAGCGACGCCCGGCAGGCCUUCGCCUCCCUGAACACCGUCACACUGCUCAAGACGCUCAAACCCGAGUUCGAGAACUUCUCCAUUGAAAUGUCCAAGUCCUCCGAGCAAAGCGGCGUCCACGACUGCCAAGACUGCGGAAAUGUCAACAUGUUCAUGGAAGGUUUCCAUGACGCCAUGCUGCUGUACGCCAUCGCCCUGCACGAAGCCAUGAAGAACGGAUACGGCAAGAAGAACGGCACGGAGAUCACGUCUCGCAUGUGGAACCGGACGUUCGAAGGAAUCGCUGGACAGGUCUCCAUGGACGACAACGGGGACAGAAACGGAGACUUCUCACUGAUGGCAAUGACCGACGUGGAAGCUGGAACCUACGAGGUGGUGGCCAACUACUUUGGUGCGAACGGGACUUUUCAGCUGCUGCCGGGAUUCAACGUGGAUCACUUCACCCUGAGAGGGAGACAGAGACCUCACCCAGAACCAGUGGACAAAUCAUGUGGACUCGGAGUCUCUGCUUUGACCGGAGUCAUAGUCGGCGCUGUGUUAGGAACUGUUAUGCUCAUAGCCUUCUACUUCUUCAGAAAAAACUACCGGAUCACCAUCGAGCGCCGCUCACACAGCGAGGACUGUGACUCCGGGAAGCACCGCCAGCUGCGGGAGGACUCCAUCAGAUCCAACUUCUCGGCAGCGUAACCGCCUCUCCUCGGAGAAGCUGGCGUCUGAAUGUGACCAAAGACUUUACGGUGGUUGCCGCUGAAGGCGAGAUGUUCUGUGUUUGUAUGCUUCAUUGUUUCGACUUAUUAUAACUCAGGACCGUUUUACAGUCACAAAGCACCACUCCGCUCAGACUCACAAAAGUAAAGUUUGUACAUGGAAAGGUUUGGCUGUCGUGCUCAGCUCGUAUGGCGGUUCAACGCCACCGAUUGAUGUUUGAAGGAACAAAGUAGAGCUGAAGGGAUCCAGAUCUAAACUCAGCACAUAAAGUCAGGAAAUGUGUGUUUGGUAGAUUAUUUUCGAGUUGUUAGGAUGUUUCUGGAAAAUAGAUUUUACACUGUAAGAAAAUCUCUUUAUUUCCCUUUCAAAUGGUGCCAGAUUGGUAAGAAACAUGCAUUUGUGGGAUGUAGAGCAGACCUGAGGACUUGGGUUUUGGCUGUGGAUCUUCUGGAUCAGACAACACAAUUCUGCCACAGACUCUUGUUUUAUUUUGGCCUCAGGGACCUCCAGGGUCAGCCAGCAUGCCUGUUUGACUGAAGGACAACUUCAGGUUGAUGCAAGACCUCAGAGGUGGAAAGAUUCACCCUCUUAUAGCUAUUUAAGUGGGCGUGUCGUCCAGAGUUUGUCUUCAUCGCAAAGCUUUUUUGAAUUUUCUGAGUGUGUCACUGUCUAACGGGGCAUUUUUAACAGUACUGCAGUACAUUUGUUAGUACUGUACUGUACAGUAGAUUAUUUAUAACAAGACUUCAGUAUUUUUGCAAAAACCAGAGUAACUUAGGCAUCAACAUACUGUUCAGUGUGUACUCUAUAGUAAUUUCAACAGUAUUUUUGGCAGCACAAGAGUAUUUUGGAGAAUCCCUCUAAUAGAUACUGCAGUAUUUAUCAUAGUACUCUAUUCUUUGAAACAGUAUUUUGGUAUUUAUGACAUUUAACAGUCCCGUAAUGUUUCUGAUGGUAUUGUAGUAUUGAUAUCGGUACCUGUGAUGGACCAAGUGGUCGCCCUGCCUCGGGAUGCGGUCAGCCCGGACUUUGUUGGAAGGUUUGGAAAAGAAACAGGUGGAAGUUUGAAGUUUGUUCAAAAAAUGAAUACCUUUAUUAGGAACCUUUGAUUUCCAUAGAUUCAAAACAAAAGCAUUUACUUCCAGCCUCUCUGCAGGCUGGCAGACUCUCUGUCGGUCUCUCCUCUCAGUCUCCCAGGCCGUCCUUACGUAAUACCACAGUAACAGUAUUUUUUACACAUACUGCUUGUUGUUUUACUAAUGAGCUUCAGUCAUCUAAAACAAGAGUACAAACCUGAAUGAACACAGGAGCCCACACCCACAGUGCCGAUACUCAUCCCGCAAAUGCAUGAGGCUCCAUACCAAGUGGAAAUAAUCUGAUUAAUUUCUGAGAAUCCAGAAAGACGCAAUCAAACACAAAGCUUCUGACUCUCAGUGCUGCGUUUCUGUCUAUAAGCUACUGAUACUAAGCUACUGAUAUUUGAAGGUUUUCACUUCCUCAUAACCUUGCUGCCGUCCUGCGGCCUCCAUACAAUCCUUAUUUAUGAACUCCUAAUGGAGCACAUUGCUCCGGCAUUGGCUCACGUAUCAUCUCUUGUAAUACCUUUAGAUGGGCUCAUUUAUAGUAUUUUCUUUUGAAUUUUGUAGUGAUGGUCAGAGGUGCUGCCUGUCUGCAGAAGAACGAUGGUUUGACCUUGUGUUGGAAUAUUCUGUAUUAAUGAAAAUAAAUUAUUCUCUAACAUUUUGUUAACGAUUGA
Molecule: messenger RNA, 3577 nt
Organism: Salarias fasciatus (jewelled blenny)
Lineage: Eukaryota; Metazoa; Chordata; Actinopteri; Blenniiformes; Blenniidae
Gene: npr3
Product: natriuretic peptide receptor 3
Exons: 8
Coding region: 295-1800 (501 amino acids)
Biological process (GO): signal transduction
Cellular component (GO): membrane
Molecular function (GO): peptide hormone binding; natriuretic peptide receptor activity
Source: RefSeq, a predicted model, not a curated record